This is a messenger RNA of Brassica napus (rape), 774 nucleotides long. RefSeq lists its product as uncharacterized. The coding region runs from base 1 to 774 and encodes 257 amino acids. Lineage: Eukaryota; Viridiplantae; Streptophyta; Magnoliopsida; Brassicales; Brassicaceae. The record is from RefSeq and is a predicted model, not a curated record. The transcript has a single exon.
AUGGGACCCUUGAUUGAUUAUAUGGGAACCUCUGGGCCUCGCGCCCUAAGGAUCGAGCUGACAGCAACCGUAUCUGAGGCUGUGAGGGGAUCUCUGUGGAAUCUACCUGCGCCACGAUCAGAUGAGGCAAUGAACCUUCAUGUGUUCCUAACGACGAUCAAUGUUCCAUCUUCUGAAGCAUCACCGGAUUUCUUCUCAUGGACAGUUGAUGGAGAUAAACUUCAGACUUUCAGCUCAAGUAAAACAUGGAGCAUAGUCAGAGAAAGACAGCCUAUCCGUUCAUGGCACAAGAUGGUUUGGUUCAAAGGUCAUAUUCCAAAGCAUGCCUUCACUAUGUGGGUUUCUGUUCUAGAUAGGUUGCCUACCCGCAAUCGACUGGCUUCAUGGGGAAUGCUAACGCCCAUCUCAUGUUGCCUCUGUUCCUCUUCGGAUAAAUCUAGAGAUCAUAUAUUUGCUGAAUGUGAUUUCACCAAGGAGCUCUGGAGACGAAUGCAAGCUAAGUUGUCUGGUACAACCACCACUUUUGACUCCUGGCCUCAGCUGUUGGCUUGGUGUUCUCAGAAUGUCAGCAAGUCACAGAGAGCUCUGAGGAAUAUCGCAGUCCAAUCUAUAAUCUACAACAUUUGGGCUGAAAGAAAUGACAUGAUUUUCAACAACAAGGUGCUCACUCAGCUGGAACGCUUCAAGCUUGUUGAUAAGAAUGUCAGGAACAUAAUUUCUGCUCGAAAGACCCGGAAGGAGUUCAAGCAUCUCAUGGUCCUUUGGUUGGUUUAA